This is a messenger RNA of Scheffersomyces coipomensis, 2188 nucleotides long. It is a transcript of the gene MET1, whose product is annotated as uroporphyrinogen-III C-methyltransferase. The transcript has a single exon. Gene Ontology annotation, biological process: sulfate assimilation; siroheme biosynthetic process. The record is from RefSeq and is a predicted model, not a curated record. The coding region runs from base 367 to 2070 and encodes 567 amino acids. Lineage: Eukaryota; Fungi; Ascomycota; Pichiomycetes; Serinales; Debaryomycetaceae. Gene Ontology annotation, molecular function: uroporphyrin-III C-methyltransferase activity.
UCAAUUCAUUAUGAAAUAUGAAUAUCCAUUUUCACCUCUUAUACAAAUAUUUGAAAUACUGAAACAACCUUGAAUUCAUGUCAUAAACAUCCAUAAUAACUAUAAUAUCACCAUAAAUUGUUCAAAUUUAUCAUUAUUCCAAUCUUUAAUAAUACUAAUUUUAACAUUGGUUAAAACCAGAUGAGCCGCUCACUUAUAUACAGGAUUAUUAUUAUAGUGAUAAGCAUUUCACGUGAUAUUCUGUAAUCUAAAAUUUUUUUUUCAAACCCCAUAUAAUAUAUAUAUAUAUUUAAAGAUUAAAGUAAUUGCUUUUAUAUUUGGUUCAACAAGUGUUAGUAAGCUUAAAGUAGGUCAUAAAAGAUAGAUAUGCCUAAUUUACUUACAUCUUGGAAUUGUCGAGGUGAAAGACAUUUAAUCAUUGGUGAUGUUAAAUUAAUCAAUCAUCGAAUUAAGAGUAUCAUUGAUGUUGGAGGUUUACCGAUUAUCUUAACUGACUCAAAGGACAUAGGUCAAUUUGAAGAUGAUAUUAAAGUUAUAACUCAUGAUAAAUUAACUAUUGAUAAAGUUAAGGAGGUCAUUAUUAGUGAAGGUAGAGAUGAUGUUGAUCAUAUUGUUGAUAAGGUAUUUGUGGUAUUACCUAAUUUUCAACUUCAAUUAAAGGAAGAGAUUUACAAUACAUGUUUAAAAUUAAGAAUACCGAUAAAUAUAAGUGAUACUCCUCAAUAUUGUACUUUCACCAUAUUAUCCACCCAUACUUCAGGUGAUUUCCAAAUGGGUAUAACUACCAAUGGUAAAGGAUGUAAAUUAGCAUCUCGAAUCAAGCGUGAAUUAGUUAAUGCUAUUCCUUCUAAUAUCGAUGAGAUCUGUGCUAAAGUUGGUGAAUUAAGACAAAAGAUUCAACAAGAGGAUAAUGUGAUUGAUCUCGGAGGUGAACAUGAUGAAGAUUCCAUAACUACUUCCAAAUUGAAUUCGUUGGUGGAGGAAUUCAAUAUGACCAAAGAACAACAAAAAUUACAAAGAACAAGAUGGUUAAGUCAAGUUGUGGAAUAUUUCCCCUUACAAUACUUAGUUACUAUCUCUGCCGAUGAUUUAUCCCAAGCAUAUAAGAAAUCGAUUCAAAAUGAUAAAGAAGAAGGUCAAUUAAUCAAACGUCAAAAAAUAAACCAAAAAGGAUCAAUAUCAUUAGUGGGAUCAGGUCCAGGUUCAAUUUCAUUAUUAACCUUGGGGGCUUUACAUGCUAUAUUCUCCGCUGAUUUGAUUCUAGCUGAUAAAUUGGUUCCUCAAGAAGUUAUUGAUUUAAUUCCUCAAAAGAGAACUAAAUUAUUCAUUGCUAGGAAAUUCCCUGGUAAUGCUGAAAGAGCCCAACAAGAAUUAUUACAGAUGGGAUUAGAUGGAUUAAAUAGAGGUGAAAAAGUUGUUCGUUUAAAACAAGGUGAUCCAUAUAUUUUCGGUCGUGGAGGUGAAGAAUUCAAUUUCUUUAAACUGCAUGGGUUCACUCCGAUUGUAUUACCGGGUAUAACAUCAGCUUUAGCUGCUCCAGUAUUAAGUCAAAUCCCAGCUACUCAUAGAGAAGUGGCUGAUCAAGUUUUAAUAUGUACAGGUACUGGUCGUAGAGGAGCUGUUCCUAAUUUACCUAGUUUUGAAUCAUCAAGAACAACAGUAUUUUUAAUGGCAUUACAUAGAAUAGUGGAAUUGAUUCCUAAAUUAAUCAAUGAAAAACAAUGGGAUCCAAAAUUACCUGUCGCUAUCAUUGAAAGAGCUUCAUGUCCUGAUCAAAGAAUCAUAAGGACAAAUUUAUCAUCAGUAGCUGAGGCAGUAGAAGCUUGUGGAUCAAGACCUCCUGGCUUAUUAGUUACUGGUUAUGCUUGUGAAGUGAUUGUUAAGAAUGAUGAACAGUCUCCUGCAAAAUGGGUCAUUGAAGAAGGAUGUAGCACCAUUAAUGAUUCAACUUAUUUAUCACCCAUUGUGGAUUUGAUUACAAAACAUGGUAAAUUCGAUACUACCACUACAACACAUCAUCAGCAAGAGGUGCUGCAUACACCUCCACCUGAUAGUAUAAUUACUGUAUAGACACACUAUUUAUUCCUAAUUCUUAAUAUAUAUUUAUUCAUUGUAUUUUAUUUAUCUGUUCGGUAUAGGUUAAUUCACGUGUGCCUGUCAAAAAUAAUUCCGCUCCUUAAUUUCGCGA